This is a messenger RNA of Suillus paluster, 765 nucleotides long. RefSeq lists its product as uncharacterized. The coding region runs from base 78 to 575 and encodes 165 amino acids. The transcript is spliced from 6 exons. The record is from RefSeq and is a predicted model, not a curated record. NCBI's taxonomy places the organism in Eukaryota, Fungi, Basidiomycota, Agaricomycetes, Boletales, Suillaceae.
AACAAGUCGGACCCAGCCAUGCCUCCUGCUCAGGAGUGCUCCAUUUCGGGGGUGUCAUCUAUAUUAAUUGUUAUGCAAUGAGCGCUGUCAUUAAAAUGUUCACUUCGAUAUUUUGCUCUCAAACAUCCCACGCACGGGCCCCCAAAUGUACUUUUUGCGCUGGAAGGAGCUCGCAGCUGUAUUUUGGCUCAAUUUGUUCCCCCAACCAUUGUGCCGUUUAUGCGGCUGUGGUCUUCAAGAAUCGAGAGACCGUGUCAGCGGCAUGCCACUCAGGUGAGAUACCACAUAAAUUUAGGAUCUUGUCUUGUGCACGAAUCACACGCUUGAGUAGUUUUUCAAUCUCGCCGGUUGAGUUCACGAUGAUAGAGAUAUCACCCUUUGUACUGCAAUCAUCUGGGAUGCUCUUGACGUACUCGGCCAACUUGUCCUUGGCGAACUCGCAGGGGUCGGCACCGAUCAAUGUGAGCAUGUCGUCCUUGGCGACUUUGAUGGCGAGUAAGCAUACCGGAAGAUUGGAUCUGUUGGACAUUAAUUUUUCAUUUCAAUACAUAUUUCUAUUUUUAAAAGCAGAAUAGAACUUACAGUGUCCAUGCAAUGCUUUCGCCACAGCUCUCAAGAUCUCUUUUGAUAUCGCCUCUGCUUCCUUGUCACGUUUCUUUACACCAUGCGCCCUCCGCCGUUGUAAGAUUUCGUCUCUAUGUCUGUAGGUGUCAGGAACAGCAUCGGGAACAAUUAAUAAAAUUAUGACAUACUUGGCAUAGUAGC